AAAGUUAUUUUAAUCGUAUAUUAUAAACGUAAUAUUCUAUGCGCAAUCAGUUAAUCAAUUCUACGAUACUUGUCAUAAUGCAAAUGAAUAAAACACACUGUAUAAAGAAAUGCCCUAUUUACGUCGCACUUAGGACAAUAAUAUAUAUCCGAAUUUAAUGAAAAUAAUAAACGUGAAAUUAUCAAAAUGUUGUUAAAAAAAGUAAAUAAUUUACUACAAAUUUUUGGGUCUGGUCAGAAAGUAUGCAGUAGGUACCUAAAUUUUAUACCUGUAGUCGUAGAACAGAGUGGAAGAGGAGAACGUGCAUAUGAUAUUUACUCACGUCUCUUAAAAGAAAGGAUUAUUUGUUUAAUGGGCCCGAUCACAGAUAAUGUGUCCUCUGUAGUGAUAGCUCAACUCUUAUUUCUUCAAUCAGAAAAUAGUAAAAAUCCAAUUCAUAUGUAUAUUAAUUCACCUGGUGGAAGUGUAACAGCUGGGCUUGGUAUUUAUGAUACUAUGCAAUAUGUUUUACCUCCUGUUGCAACAUGGUGUGUAGGACAAGCAUGUUCAAUGGCAAGUUUAUUAUUAGCUGCAGGAACAAAGGGUAUGCGUCAUUCAUUGCCUAAUGCAAGAAUUAUGACACAUCAACCAUCAGGAGGUGUGUCUGGCCAAGCUACUGAUAUACAAAUACAAGCUCUAGAAAUAUUGAAGCUUAAAAAGCAAAUCAACCAUUUAUAUGUCAAGCAUACAGGCUUAGACCUGGAAAAAAUAGAACGCUGUAUGGAAAGAGAUAAUUUCAUGAGUCCUACUGAGGCAAAGGAAUUUGGAAUUAUAGACAAGGUAUUAUCUCAUCCAAUGCAAGAAGAAGAAGCAGAAGCUGAAAGCACAAAAUUAUCUUUGAAAGAAGCUACCAUUGAAGUUACUAAUCAACCUUGAUAUUAGGGUUAAACAAUACAUGUGCUUAAAAUUAUGAGAUUUUAUUAAAACAUGUAUUUAUCGAUAUCUAAAAAUAGUAAUAAAAUAUUUUUAAAACAAUUUA
Bombus terrestris (buff-tailed bumblebee) is the source of this 1018-nucleotide messenger RNA. RefSeq names its product ATP-dependent Clp protease proteolytic subunit (gene ClpP). Bases 187 to 915 code for a protein of 242 amino acids. Gene Ontology annotation, biological process: protein quality control for misfolded or incompletely synthesized proteins. NCBI's taxonomy places the organism in Eukaryota, Metazoa, Arthropoda, Insecta, Hymenoptera, Apidae. The record is from RefSeq and is a predicted model, not a curated record. The transcript is spliced from 5 exons. Gene Ontology annotation, molecular function: serine-type endopeptidase activity; ATPase binding; ATP-dependent peptidase activity. Gene Ontology annotation, cellular component: endopeptidase Clp complex.